AUGGCAGCUCGGUACUUGUUUCUUGGGGUUGUGGGUGCCGGCUUGGCGGUUGCCAGCUCCGUCACCUGCUCGGGCAGCGCCCCUGUGAGCUGUCACAACACCACCUCGUUCGACACAUGCUGUCUUGAAUACCCGGGCGGACAUAUGGUGCAGACGCAGUUCUGGGACACCAACCCGCCCGUUGGACCGUCGGAUUCGUGGACAAUCCAUGGACUGUGGCCUGAUCACUGCGACGGCACGUUUGACUCGAGCUGCGACUCGUCCCGCGCCUACACCAACAUCACCCAGAUUCUGCAGGCCGCCUCACCUGACACCCUAUCGUUCAUGCAGACACAUUGGAAACCCAACUCGGGCACCGAUGAGUCCUUCUGGGAGCACGAGUGGGGCAAGCACGGCACCUGCAUGACCACGCUCCGUCCUUCGUGCUAUUCCGGCUACCAGCCGACACAGGAAGCCGUCGACUUCUUCGACCGUACCGUGGCCCUCUUCCAGGGACUUCCGUCUUACUCGUGGCUAGCGGACGCCGGCAUCGUGCCCUCCACCACGGCCACCUACACGCUCUCCGCUAUCCAAGCCGCGCUGACGGGCAAGUUCGGGUUUGCUGUCACCAUCAACUGCAAUUCUGGCGAGCUCAACGAGCUGUGGUAUCAUUACAACGUCCAAGGCUCCGUCCAAAGCGGCACCUUCAAACCCACCAGCCCCGUCGGUGCCGGGUCCACCUGCCCGUCAUCCGGCAUCAAGUACCUGCCCAAGUCGGGAAGCACGACUCCUACCUCGACGUCCAAGCCGUCGACCUCCUCGCCUACCUCAUCACCGACCGGCACCCCUGGUGGAAAUGUGCCGUCCGGCAGCGGAUACCUGAAUGCUGUUACCGGCGGGUCCCAGAAGGGAUGUAUCAUCAGCGCCGGGACAUGGUACACCUCCGGGACGUGCGCGACCUUUACGGCUACGCCGAGCGGCUCCGGGUUCACCCUCUCAUCCAGCAAGGGCAAGUGCGCCAUCGCAAGUGGUGCUCUGACCUGCUCGUCGUCGGUGUCAAGCGCAACUGUUUUCUCGUAUGACGGAACGCAUGUGACGUAUUCUGGCAGCGCGACGUUCUACUCGACAGCGGUUCCGUCGGGGUCGACGCAAGCCACGGUUUAUACCGCGUCGAACUCGGUGUCGCUCCAGCUUACCUGGCAGGCACUUUGA
This is a messenger RNA of Dichotomopilus funicola, 1191 nucleotides long. RefSeq lists its product as uncharacterized. Bases 1 to 1191 code for a protein of 396 amino acids. Gene Ontology annotation, biological process: RNA catabolic process. Gene Ontology annotation, cellular component: extracellular region. The record is from RefSeq and is a predicted model, not a curated record. The transcript is spliced from 4 exons. Gene Ontology annotation, molecular function: ribonuclease T2 activity; RNA binding. NCBI's taxonomy places the organism in Eukaryota, Fungi, Ascomycota, Sordariomycetes, Sordariales, Chaetomiaceae.